Messenger RNA from Durusdinium trenchii, 360 nucleotides. The record is from the annotation of a GenBank genome assembly. NCBI's taxonomy places the organism in Eukaryota, Dinophyceae, Suessiales, Symbiodiniaceae.
AUGUGGCCGGCCACGCUUCGGCGCCCUGCGCAGCGCUGCGCAGCGCCGCGAGGCAUGCGAGCCGCGCGAGGCGCUGCAGGCGAGUCCGACCUCGUCUCCCACGACGGGCGCCAGCUGCGCUUUGGCUACCGACCGCUGCAGCGGUGGGAGCGCUGCGCCACAUUGAUGGCCAGUUUUGCGCUGCUGGGUUUGCUGGCGCGCGCCCGGCAAAGCCCCUGGCAGCGUGCGGCCCGAGUGCUGAGUAGCGGGCGAAGCCAUUGGCUUGUUUGGAGUUUGAGCGCCUUGUGGAUUGUGGGCUCCGAUGAAGCAUCAACACCCUUGGAUUGUGAUGACAAGAUCGAUGUCGCUUCGCUUGGCUGA